Messenger RNA from Fraxinus pennsylvanica, 951 nucleotides. The record is from the annotation of a GenBank genome assembly. NCBI's taxonomy places the organism in Eukaryota, Viridiplantae, Streptophyta, Magnoliopsida, Lamiales, Oleaceae.
AUGUUCGCAAGUGGUGGGAAGCGGAAGAGAGCACGAAAGGAAAAGGGGCCGGUGGGGGUAUCAAAGUCUCCGCCUCCGAAGCAAGACAAAAAGGAGGUAGAGGAGAGUGGAAGGGUUGAUAUAGAAGAGCAAAACAGAGUGGAAGGUUGCUACAAUCAGAAUUUGUGGACUUCACUUACUGAGAAACAAGGAAAGACGUAUUGGUCGUCCUUCACGUGCAUCACAAUUACAAGGAAGGAAGAAAGUCCUCAAGCCGAGAUUGAUAAUUCUGCGAAGCGCAUAAAUGUGAAUCUACCGAAGAGUCAUCUUGGGAGGAUCAGGAGACGCGUAAAACGUACGGCUGUGUUGAUCUUUAUUUCGUAUGUCAGGAUGGUUCGACAUUUAAGACCAAAUAUAAGUUCCGGCCAUAUUUUUAUGCAGUCACCAAGAAAAAUGGCUCUGGUCUUUCAUCCUGAUAAAAACAAGUCCAUUGGUGCCGCUGGAGCAUCCGACAUUCUUACUAAAGCCUAUAAUGUCCUGUCAGAUAACGACAAGAGAUCAGCGUAUAAUCUGAAGCUGAAUUUUAGAGUUCCGCAGCCUCCAUAUCCAACUGAUAAAAGCGGUUUCUCUAAUUUCACCAGUAUCUCCAACUCACAGGAUGCAAGGAAUAUGGCGACUGAUACAAAGCACCGACACAGUCAAGGGCCUCAGCUACUGCCACAAGUGAACAUUACAAUCCUCCACUCUGGCCAAAGAAUUCCCAACAUGUUCUCUGUCCUAAAAAAAACUCAAAAAAACUGCCACCAGUUCUCCGUACGCUGCAACUCCACCCUAGCCAAAUUAUCCGAGAAAUACCACCACUGCCCAGAACAUCCCCAGUCAUCAGAAGGCUUCAGAAACCACCUCCAAUUCAAUGUCUGCUCGAACUCCAUCCCAGCCAAGAAAUCGGGCAACUGCCCAGCACACUUCUGA